AUCUCUUCUGAGAAAAGAAAAAUCACACUGACUCUUGGACUUUAGUCAAUGUGCUCAUGCUCCUAAUCUCUUCAUCUGUUGGGCCAAUCGGAUCGCUUGAUUCGGAGGUUUAUUGAACUGAUUGGUUGACAGAUCUUGACAUGUGUGCUGGGGGCCUCUUUAAAUUUCAGCCUUACUGGCAAUGACUUAUUCUUACACUUGUGGAUCACAGCAUUCUAAUUUAGCAUAGGCCAGCACGCCAAGGGUCUGUACAUCAUGGAACAGUUUGUGGGAAAAUGGAAGCUGAUCAACAGUGAAAACUUUGAUGAAUACAUGAAGGCAGUUGGUAUGAGCUUUGCUACGCGGCAAGUGGGCAACAUGACGAAGCCUAACCUUGUCAUCAGCAUGGGCGACGGGGGCCUCAUCAACAUCAAGGCUCAAAGCACAUUCAAGACCACAGAGAUCAAUUUCAAGCUGGAUGAGGAAUUUGAUGAGACCACCGUAGACGACAGAAAAACCAAGACUCUCUUCACCAUGGACAACGGCAAACUGAUGCAGAAACAGAUGUGGGAUGGAAAGGAGACCACAAUCGAAAGAGACGUGCAGGGCACAAAACUGGUAGCGAAAUGUGUAAUGGGCGAUGUGGUGGCGGUGCGGAAUUAUGAAAAGGAUGCAUGAUGCAGGAUACCCUGUCUCCCUCUUUCUCAACUGACGUUUUUCACCUCAUCAAUAUGUGCCGACUUAAAAUUUGUGAUAUUAAAAGUUAUUCCGUCUACUGUCCAAAAACUUUUCCAUUGUAUAAAAAAAAUAAAAAAGCAAAAAAAAA
Engraulis encrasicolus (European anchovy) is the source of this 805-nucleotide messenger RNA. Its product is annotated as fatty acid-binding protein, adipocyte-like. The record is from RefSeq and is a predicted model, not a curated record. Lineage: Eukaryota; Metazoa; Chordata; Actinopteri; Clupeiformes; Engraulidae. Gene Ontology annotation, molecular function: fatty acid binding. Bases 256 to 657 code for a protein of 133 amino acids. Gene Ontology annotation, biological process: fatty acid transport. The transcript has 4 exons. Gene Ontology annotation, cellular component: cytosol; nucleus.